AUGAGUAUAUUCACACCAGUUAAUAAUAAAACACUGACUAAUGUCACUACAGUCAGGUUCAAGAAGGGUGGCUCACGAUUCGAAAUAGCUUGCUAUCCCAACAAAGUGCAAUCAUGGAGAACUAAAGUUGAGAAAGACUUGAAUGAAGUGAUACAGAUACAUAGAAUAUUUACAAAUGUAUCAAAGGGAAUCGUAGCAAAGAAGGAGGAGUUGGUAAAGGCAUUUGGUACCGACAAUGAGUCAGAGAUUCUAUUGCAGAUCUUGGAAAAGGGAGAGCUACAAGUGUCGUCAAAGGAGCGCGAGAACGAAUCCGAACAGAAAUUCCGUGAUAUCGCUACGAUCGUGGCGGAGAAGUGUGUCAACCCAGAGACACAGCGCCCAAUCCCCGUGGGCAUCAUUGAGAAGGCGAUGAAGGACGUGCACUACAGUCUGCACCCGACCAAAUCGUCCAAACAGCAGUCACUGGAGGUGAUCAAACAGAUCUCGGCGAUCAUCCCCAUCCAGCGUGCACAGAUGCGUCUCAACAUCAACAUUGCCAUCAAGGACACAAAGGCGAUCCGCGAUAAGCUGGCACCAAUGCUGGCCAAGAUCGAAGAGGAGGACAAUGACAACGGUCUGUCACUCGUGUGUCUUGUCGACCCGGGUGCAUUCAGAAAGCUGGACGACUUUGUCAAGACUGAGACCAAGGGCAAGGGAUUCAUCGAGAUUAUGAAUCUGGCCGUUGCCAAGGAAGGUGACUCCAAGGUUUAA
This is a messenger RNA of Acytostelium subglobosum LB1, 750 nucleotides long. RefSeq lists its product as hypothetical. The record is from RefSeq and is a predicted model, not a curated record. The transcript is spliced from 2 exons. Gene Ontology annotation, biological process: cytosolic ribosome assembly; ribosome biogenesis. Lineage: Eukaryota; Evosea; Eumycetozoa; Acytosteliales; Acytosteliaceae. The coding region runs from base 1 to 750 and encodes 249 amino acids.